Molecule: messenger RNA, 1730 nt
Organism: Cuscuta epithymum
Lineage: Eukaryota; Viridiplantae; Streptophyta; Magnoliopsida; Solanales; Convolvulaceae
Source: the annotation of a GenBank genome assembly
AGAAUACUUCCUACUUAGCUUCCUGAACUUCUUCUUCUCUAUCUCAAUUUCUCAGUUUCUCAAUUAAUCUUGUUAUGAAUCAGUCACUCUUGCUCAGAUCAUAACAAUUGGUAUUAAAGCACAUAUACGAUCAUACUAAUGACAAAGAUGAGCAAUACAGACCGUCUUAAUUACUCAGCUUGAAUUGGAGUUCGCUAAUAUACGAACUAAUAUGGUGAGGAUGAACGAAGCUCAGAGAAAUGACCUAACUCGCAUGUCGGAAUCAUAGGAGAAGCGCUUUGAAGAAAUCCUAGCAUCAGUAAAAGGAACCAGUUCAUCUCAGCACAUCGAGCAUGAAGUCAGGCCUCAAACUUCUGGAAUACUAUCUACACCCUGAAAAUAUACAGGUAUUAAGCUGGAUUUUCCUCAGUGUAACGUUGAAAAUGCAAGAGGAUGAGUUAAAAAAUGUCAGCGUUAUUUCUUGAUUCAUAAUAUGUCCGAUUAUGAAAAGAUAGUAUUGGUAGGGAUGUAUGUUGAAGGGAAUGUUGAACACUGGUAUAUGGAUAUGACGAUUGCUGGCAGGGAAGCAAUGAGUUGGGAUACCUUUGUAAAACUGUUUCUUGACAAAUUCUCCAAAGACAAUGAAAUAAUUGGGGAAUUUAACAAAUUGAGGCAAAAAGGUGGAGUGGAGGAUUAUAUUGAUAAAUUUUCUGAACUUAAAUCUUUCAUGUUACAAAGAAAUAAGUUCUUGGAUGAUUUCUAUAUUGAUAAAUUUUCUGAACCUGUUAAAAGAUUGAAUAAAGAAGAAUUGGAUGAACUAUACACAGUAGGCCAUAAAUGCAAAAAGAUAUUUGCCAUUCUGCUUACAGAACAUGAAGAUUGUUCAAGUGUUCCAAUAGAUGAUGGUGAUAGUGAGAAGGAAGUCAGUUUUGGAGUAUCAAUGCAUGCUCUGAAAGGUCAGGUGCCUACUGAUACCAUCAAAUUGAUAGGGAAGGUUAAGAAUAAUAAUCUAACCAUACUUGUGGACUCUGGGAGUACACACAGCUUCAUAGACCUUGGAGCAGCUAAGAAGAUUAAUUGUGAGGUUGAGAUUACUAAUCCUUUACAAGUGACAGUAGCAGGAGGAGGGCAGAUUGAGUGUAACUCCAAAUGUCCUAGAUUAGAAUGGGAAAUGGCAAGACAUUGUUUUGCAGCAAGUGUCAGGAUUUUUCCCUUAGGGGGUUAUGACAUGGUAAUGGGAGUGGACCUAAUGAGGAAAUUAGGACCUAUUAUGCUGGAUUAUGACUACCAUACCAUCACUUUUGAUCAUAAAGGACAAAGAGUUGUAGUACCGGGCAUUCAACCAGAUAUUUCAGUUAAAAUGAUCACAGGAAGAAAGAUGAAUAAUCUAUUGAAGAAGAGACAUGGAACCAUAUUUCAGUGCCUCAGUAUGUUGACAACAUCUGUAACUAAAACUGAAGAUCACAAGGAAGUAGAGUUGGAACAGAUUAUCAUCAACUAGCAAGACAUUUUUCAAGAGCCCACUGAGUUACCCCCCUCAAGAACCUGUGAACAUCAACAAAGAAAUGCAGACAUAACAAAGAUUAUAAUGGAUUGAGAGUUGUUUCAUAACAAAGAAAUGCAGACAUUUUAGUAGUCAUUUUUCUGUAUUCCAUCAUAUUUCCAAGCCAAAAAAAUAGUGAGACUUUGACUCUGUUGCAAUGAUGAAAAGAUCGUUUUGUUUUGUGCAUGAUAAAUUGGGAAAUUAAUAC